CCCGGAAGUUGGUUGUGCGACCGACAAAUGGCAGCCGCCGGUAACUCGAACACACCGAUGUGUCCAUGGGUUAAAACUAGAAACACAAACAAUUGUACCCCUCUUAGAGCUCUGCCAGCUGUCUUGCUGGUAAACAACUUUACUUAAUUGCAAUUUCCAAGACGCUGGAGAGUUUAGCCUACAGCUAAGUUAGUUAGUGCAUGCUUUUUUUUGCGAUGGAUCUGUUGGAGCCUCCUACGCCGGUGAAGGAUAAUGCUUCCUCUCCUUCGGAGUCCAAAGCCAAGAACUGCGAUCUGACCCCAGCAAUGAGAGCCAAGAUCGAACGAAACAGACAGCGGGCUCUGAUGCUGAGGCAAGCCCGACUGGCCAGCAGACCAUCGGCAGGGGAAGGGGGUGGAACCUCGGCUAAAGUCGCUAAAAUAGUCGACUCUGGAGGAGGUUUCUUCAUUGAUGAAGAAGAGGAGGGACAGGAGGAGCAAAGGACAAAGGAAGUGGUGCAUCAACCAGCCCCGGUGAUGGAGGCAGACUAUCUGCUGUGUGAUGACUGUGACAAGCCGUUUAUGGAUUCCUACCUUAGCAACGGCUUCGAUCUGGCAGUCUGUGACAACUGCAGAGACAACGAGGUGAAACACAAGCUGAUAUCCCGUACGGAGGCUAAGCAGCUCUACCUACUGAAGGACUGUGACCUGGACCAGAGGGAGCCAGUGCUGAGGUUUGUCCUGAGGAAGAACCCACACAACCCUCAUUGGGGAGACAUGAAACUCUACCUCAAGCUGCAGGUGGAGAAGCGCUCCUUAGAGGUGUGGGGCUCUGAGGAGGCCCUGGAGGAGGCCAAGGAGGCCAGAGAGGAGAACAGGGAGGUGCAGAAGCAGAAGCGCUUCAACAAAAAGGUUAAAGAGCUCCGCCGUGCAGUGAGGAGCAGCGUGUGGACAAAGGACACCAGCGCUCACCAGCACGAGUACGGCCCUGAGGAGAUAGUGGAUGAAGAGGAGGAUCUCUACAGGAAGGUCUGUAACACCUGUGGACACGAACUGACCUAUGAGAAGAUGUAGCCUAGUGUCGUUUAAACCGUAUCCCGGAGGCUCACAGCCUUGAGUUAUUUGUUUGUUGUGGACCACUGGUGAUACACCUGACAUGUCAACUGAGAUUCAAAUGACCGAUACUUCAAGACGCACGGAGGCCUACCUGAAAUCAUCUCAGCACGUGUCAUACACAAAGAAUCCACAAGAGGGCAUAAAUACAUCAACACAUUUUUUUUGUUUUACAGAGAAAUGUUGUCCUGCUCAGUCUGGUCAUAUGUUAUAUUAUCAACUGUCUAGCAUGUUAACUUCCAUUUUGUAAUGUAAUGUGUAGAAGGAUCUGCAUGUGCAAAAUAAAUAUAUUUUUCCAUAAUGUGA
This is a messenger RNA of Oncorhynchus nerka (sockeye salmon), 1397 nucleotides long. It is a transcript of the gene xpa, whose product is annotated as xeroderma pigmentosum, complementation group A. Gene Ontology annotation, cellular component: nucleotide-excision repair factor 1 complex. Gene Ontology annotation, biological process: base-excision repair; nucleotide-excision repair, DNA damage recognition; nucleotide-excision repair involved in interstrand cross-link repair. The record is from RefSeq and is a predicted model, not a curated record. The transcript has 5 exons. Gene Ontology annotation, molecular function: damaged DNA binding. Lineage: Eukaryota; Metazoa; Chordata; Actinopteri; Salmoniformes; Salmonidae. The coding region runs from base 201 to 1052 and encodes 283 amino acids.